Messenger RNA from Bradysia coprophila, 912 nucleotides. RefSeq lists its product as uncharacterized. NCBI's taxonomy places the organism in Eukaryota, Metazoa, Arthropoda, Insecta, Diptera, Sciaridae. The record is from RefSeq and is a predicted model, not a curated record.
AUGGGUUCACCGUCAUCAUCAGUUUUUGCAGAUUUAAUUCUUGAAAUUCUGGAAGAAGUGGUCAUCAAUAAGCUUGGUUUCAAGCUACCUUUCUUCUGGAGAUAUGUUGAUGAUAUACUCACAGCGGUUCCAGAGGACAAAGCAGAUCAGAUUCUGAAAGCAUUUAAUGACUACAACCCACAUGUACAGUUCACCAUUGAAAAAGAAUCCAAUCAAAGAAUUUCGUUUCUAGAAUUGGUUAUCAUAAGAGACGGUUGUAGUAUUAAAUUGGAUUUGUAUCAUAAACCAUCAUGGUCAGGUAGAUACAUGAAUUUUGAAUCACACCUUCCAUUGGCCUAUAAGAAAAACACAGUCGCUUUGUUGACUGAAAAGAUUUUGGUACUAUCUGACCCAGAUUUUCACGAACAAAAUUUCCAAUUACUAAGGAACACGUUGCAGUCUAAUGGAUAUCCUAGCAAAUUGACGGAAGACAUCAUUAGUAAAACGAAGUUGAAGAUUGCAGAAAAAGACAGCCGUUCAACCCACGAUCCACUACCAGCUCAUGGACUACAACAUGAUAAGCCAACUGCAGCAAUUCCGUAUUCCAGAGGCUUGUUUGAAAGUCUGAAAUCUAUUUGCAAAGAACAUUUUACAACAGUUGGUAGAGGUGACAACAAUGUUAAAAAAUAUUGUUUCAGCAUACUGAAAGACAAGACAGUCAAGUUGGAACAAUCUAAUGUUGUUUACAAAGUCACAUGCUCUUGCGAUGCCAUUUACAUUGGACAGACGAAGCAGAAGUUGAAAAGAAGAAUGUACCAGCAUAAAUACAACGCCAAGAUCAAGAACAUUGAUCAUAGUGCCAUCACCGAACAUGCUGUUACAUUAAAUCAUGAACCGAAGUGGGACGAUGUAGAAAUCCUCGAAUUUGAAUAG